ACGUCUCUCUCUCCCUCACAUCUCUCCGCGCCGUCGUCGACGUGAGGAGCGCCAUCUCCAUCCCGCGUUUUUCCUCCUUCGUCCUCCCCUUCUGCAGCCCAAGCCACGACCUAUCUUGUGUGCCAUUGUUUGCCUCCCCGUCGGGACCAGGCAGAGGAGGAGCAGUGCGAGCCAUGGAGAUGACGAGGUGGUCGAGCUGCCUGUGGCACCGUUGCCGUACCUCACGGCCCAGCUGGAGGUGUGUCGGCCGCAAAGACGGUAGAGGUCUCAUCCGCUCGCUCUCUCGCUGUCAUAGGAGUGCGCGUAGGGGGAGUGGCAGGUCAAGAUCCGGAGACGGCGGCGCAUCGACCAUUCCCGUGAGGCCCGGCGGCGAGCAGAGCUCCUAUUGCUGAGCGGAGAGGGGUCGAGGGGCGCUCCGGAUCUGGAUCCGGGCGAGGUGGCAGCCAUGGCCGAGUUCGAGCUGCUUGGUGUCCCUGAGGGCGCCUCCUUCAACGAGAUCCUGCGCACCCCGUCGUCGCCUCUUGCAAGGAUGACCCAGAUGCCGUCGCCCAGGUCCCUCCUCCCUCCUCCCUCCUCCCAAACUUCUCCUCCACUCCAUAUUGUCCCCUUUCCACGUUUGCUUAUUGUUCAACUGAAUCAUUCGUUAGAAGGAUCCUUUGAUUGUCCCCAGAAGUUGCUAAUUUAGGAGAACAAGUCGCCUCCAUCAAAUUGGAAAUGCAUGAAUGGCGACGUAUGUAUGAUGCAUCUUACUUUCUCAUGCCCAAACGCAAAAUUAAUCUACUUCCAUACACGGCGAGGAAAAGCAAAGACCUGAUCAUCAGUAAUUUGGGCAAUUUGGUGCACAGUUGUUCGCAUGUGAUGUAUCAGGUCUGUUAAAAUAGUCUACUUUUGGCAUUAAGUGUGUUAGCUUAUAGUGGUAGCAUGAUUUGAGGAGGAGGAGCGAGGUCGAAAGAUGGCAGCCAGUCCGACCACGUCCUCUCUUCAUUCCUUUCUCCCUUUCGAUCUUGGAUUUGAUCUAGAUGCCGCCGUCGCCGUGGUUGCCUCGCCGUCGUGGCUCAGGAGACGAUGCGCCGUCUCGCGGCUGGACCGGAAAGGGAAGUGACCAGAGACACAUCUUCUCCUCUCCUUGGCAGCAAUGCAGGCAGGCGACGAGGAGGCUUGCAAUGAACAUAGAAGACAAAACAGAGAAGAGAGACUACAUGUUCUUGCAAGAUGCAGUCGUGCUGCUGACAGAAACAAUUUUAUCUCAAGUGGAUGCAGAUCAAUCUGGGAGGAAUUAUCAGGCACACGACCAGCGAGCGGUGGCAGAAGCAACUUCUCCAUUAGACUACAUGACAGUGUUGGUUCUCAGAAUGUGAAGCUCACCUGCAUGCACUUCGGCUAGUUCUAUGAAGCAAAAUGCAAAGAAGGGUUGUAAAGCAGCAUGUUUAAUUAUUACUUGGCAUAGGGGAAGGGAAGUGGUUUCUCUCUGUCGAGGAGGACAAACAGAGAUAGAGGAGGCAGAUAUGAUAUGCUUGGCAUUAUGCUGUGACGAUAGUGGGCCAUGGAUCUGGAUGUGGAGGUCAGUGGCAGUAUCGAUGCCUUUUUCCUCUUCUACUCGAUUCCUUGACCUGUUUCCUUUCACUAUUAGAUUGUGAAAGUCCAUGUUAGUUCGUGUCAAGAUGAGCGGCCAUUCCUGCUGACAUUGUGUCAACUAGAUGGUUGUAUUCUUAAAACUUAUCAAUCAAUUGGAGUAGGUUUCUAUAAUUGUUUUCCCUUUAGAAGUUUUUAACCUGCUUAAUGAUUAUUGUUCAGAAUUAUAGGUGGUCUUUUGUCAGAGACCGCUUGAUGGUUUGGUUGGGACUGUAUGAAUUAGCCUAUUCUUGGUGGCAACUAAUUAGGCCUCGAUACUGUGAAUCAGUAGACACUUGCAGCAUGACUGUUUUUUUAACUUCCGGACAUUUUUAUUCAUGUGAAAACUACUUUGUUUGGCGAUACACUAAUUCAGAAUAUUCAUGCUUCAAUUCAUCAUGAAUUUUAUUCCUCUAUCCUUUUUUAUGUGUACUAAUGUUUCUUUUUCUCUAUCCUUUUUCAUGUAUACUAAUGUGUCCUUAUUUAGUGCAAUGUCGAGGUUUCCUCCAUGCUUCCAUACAAUGUCGAAGGACAGCGGAUGUUGUAGUCUGUUCAUCCUGGAUAGUACUGAGGAUGAAUACAAACUUAUAUGUAAUUAGCUGGUGCUUGCUUUACUUAAGACGGCCACUGUUGCACGUCUGAUUUCUUGCUUGGUCUUGUACAUGUCUACCGUGUUGUUGUUAAAGUUUCUGAUGUACACUUGUUCCAGCCACAAACAUGGAAGCAAGUUGUUCCUAUAAAUCCAUGAUACCCACAAACAUUUUU
This is a messenger RNA of Triticum aestivum (bread wheat), 2376 nucleotides long. RefSeq lists its product as uncharacterized. The transcript has 6 exons. NCBI's taxonomy places the organism in Eukaryota, Viridiplantae, Streptophyta, Magnoliopsida, Poales, Poaceae. The record is from RefSeq and is a predicted model, not a curated record. The coding region runs from base 1020 to 1358 and encodes 112 amino acids.